AUGUUAAAAGCAAUUUUGAUUUUUUCAAUCUACAACUUUUUGGUUUAUAGCAUACCUUGGUCUAAAAGUGCUGAUUCAGGAGUUAUAAAUGAUGUUGUAUUUUAUAAGUUAGGAACAUAUAGAGGGUUCACUGACGAAGGGUCCGAAUAUCAAAAGUCAUAUUUUUUCACUAGAUAUUCUCUUGGAACUUGGUCUGAUGCGAGAUCAUUUUGUAGUUCAUAUGAUUUAGAAUUCAUAACAUUAGAAACUUUAGAUGAAGCAAGAGCUUUUCUUACAAUGGCUGAUAAUAAUAGUUUCUUAAGAUCACGUUCAACUUAUUGGAUUUACAUCGAUGCCGUCACCCAUACAAUAAAAUCUCGAACAGACUGGUAUUGGACAAAUUCAGGGAAGAAAAUUUCAUAUGCAAUGCCUUGGCGUCCUGCAGCGCCUAAUAAUGACUACAAUGAUGAAUGCUGUUUAUCAUUUGGCAAAGGAAGUUUAAAUGAAAAUUUUGGAUUUGACGACGUAAUGUGUAAUUCUGGUACACCUUUCGCAUGCCAAAGGAUUGAGCUUUUAAUACCUUAA
Chironomus riparius is the source of this 564-nucleotide messenger RNA. NCBI's taxonomy places the organism in Eukaryota, Metazoa, Arthropoda, Insecta, Diptera, Chironomidae. The record is from the annotation of a GenBank genome assembly.